AUGUCCUUUAUUGAUGAAAUUCAAUCUGUUGCAGGUACUUGCAAAAGUGUCAAUAUACUAUUAUGGUGUGUAUUCGGUUUCGGUGUCUUAAAGUUAACUACUUUAAUUCUGCGUACCCUUGCCAUGCUAUUUGAUCUAUUCAUUCUACCAUCUGUUAAUUAUGCAAAAUACGGUGCUGGUAAAGGCAAUUAUUGUGUUGUUACUGGUGCUAGUGAUGGUAUUGGUAAAGAAUAUGCAAGACAAAUGGCUCAACGUGGAUUCAAUUUAGUUUUGAUUUCUAGAACUUUGAGUAAAUUAGAAAGUAUUAAAACCCAAUUCGAAGGACAAUACAAAAUUAAAGUUGAAGUUUUGGCUAUGGAUGUUGCUGCAGAUGAUAGUUCAAACUAUGAACAAAUUAAACAAUUGUGUCAAAACUUACCAAUUACAGUCUUAAUUAACAACGUUGGUCAAUCACAUUCUAUUCCAGUUCCAUUCUUAGAGACUCAAGAAGACGAACUAAGAAACAUUAUUACUAUCAAUAAUACUGCCACUCUUUUAAUAACACAAAUAAUUGCACCAAUUAUUAGGGAUACUGUGAAGGAUAAGAAAUCAUCUCGUGGGUUAAUUUUAACUAUGGGUUCAUUCGGUGGUUUAAUUCCAACACCUUUGUUAGCUACUUAUAGUGGGUCCAAGGCUUUCUUACAAAAUUGGUCUACUGCACUUGCAGGUGAACUAUCUGGUGACAAGAUCGACGUUGAACUUGUAUUAUCUUAUUUGGUUACUAGUGCUAUGUCUAAAAUUAGAAAAACCUCAAUGAUGAUUCCAAAUCCAAAACAAUUUGUUGCUUCUACUUUAAAGAGUGUUGGAAGACGUUGCGGUUCUCAAGAGAGAUAUGCUACAGUUACACCAUUCUGGUCUCAUGCUAUCUAUGAGUUUGUGAUUGAUGAAACUUUCGGUGUUUACUCUAAGAUUGUCAACACCAUCAACCAUUCAUUCCACAAAUCCAUUAGAAUUAGAGCUCUAAAGAAAGCAGCUAGAAAAGCCAAAAAAUAG
This is a messenger RNA of Maudiozyma saulgeensis, 1032 nucleotides long. The record is from the annotation of a GenBank genome assembly. Lineage: Eukaryota; Fungi; Ascomycota; Saccharomycetes; Saccharomycetales; Saccharomycetaceae.